This is a messenger RNA of Schistosoma bovis, 6776 nucleotides long. The record is from the annotation of a GenBank genome assembly. NCBI's taxonomy places the organism in Eukaryota, Metazoa, Platyhelminthes, Trematoda, Strigeidida, Schistosomatidae.
CGUGAUUUGACCUUGCAACUGGCUUGAAUCCUUACCGGCGUUAUGUGUUUAAGGUCACAUUAGAUACCUAGUUUGCCUCUUUAAUGACCAAAAAGGUCAACGUUAAUUUCGAAGGGAAUUUGUCUUCUCUCUUAUCUUGUGACUGUAAUGUUAAUGAACCUGGAAGAGUGGCUUUUGUCUCUGGCAUCAAAGAAAAUAACAAAAUUUGUUACGGAGAGUACACGGAAGUCAUCAAAUCUUUAAAAGAGGUUGUUGAUAAAUGUUUGUUCACUUGGGAGACUUUCCCUGUACAACUUCCUAAAUCAUUCUUGUCUUUAGCAGCUUACGAAGAUUUAAAUAUAUCGGACCUCUUCUAUGAUAACAAAGUUGAAAAGUGUGAGGCGGCUGCCAGAAUAUGUUUUCGAGAUUUAAAUGUCGUAAAUAAAAGUCAACGACAGGAAAUCCAUACAGACGCACAGUUCAUUGUGCCUUGCACAACAUUCACGGGUGAAGUACAUGCAUGGAAAAUCUCUCCUUGGCUUCUGAAAGGAACUCGAAAUAUUUACAAACAUUUUAAUAGAGAUUUAUAUAAAGCUUUGUCUGUAGUGGUGGUAACUUCUAUGAAUUUCAUUGAAAGUCCGAAUUUCUCCAUCUCUCGAUCAUUGGUUGAUUUAUGCAUCUCCGUCUACUCUAUGCUAGAUAUCUUUUUUGGAUGGCCUCGAGUCAAUAAUGGUGAUGUAGAUCUCAAGCUGCUUGAGGAACGACUUGGGUUUCUGAUAUGUGAGCUGUCCGUUAAAUCUAGUCAAAAGAAAAAAGUACUAGACUUUUGGAGUAUCUGCGAACAUCUAAGUAAAUUACCUUUUGGAAAGUGUGAGGAAAUUCCAGAAAACAUUCCGUUACCGUAUCGAUUUUUAACACCAAAUCGUGUCUCAGUUGAUCUUCGUCUUCAUGAUCCCGUUCUGCUUGAACGCUGUUUACAUGUGAUUGGAGAUUUGGAGAAUUCAGUGCGAGGAGAUUGGUUCCAAGAUUUUAAAGAAUAUUCUGUCUCACAGUUUAGAGAUGAAAAGAAAUCAGUAUCUGAAGUUAAAAGGUUAGUUUUACUGGAUGGUAUGAAACAGUAUGCAAUACGACUAUUUGAUGCCAUUCGUCAAAGUGAAGCGUUGCAUGAAAUUAGUCCAGGGAUAGCUGAACCAUUAAUUCAAGAAGCGAAAUUCAAGUUAAUUGUGACAGAAGCUAAAGAACUAUUUAUGCAAAAUUGGCUGUCAUACUGUCAGUCGUAUGAACGAAACUUAAAAUUAAACAAUCCUGUUUUAUUUAAUAUUCCUAAAUGGCGUUCAAAACAGUGGUAUUAUGCAAAGGCGGAAUACCUUCAAGAGCAUAAGUUGGACAUUCAUGAAUACGUUUUAUCGAAAUGCAUUUCAAAUGGUUUAGAAUCUUAUGCUUUUUUAAUUGGCCGUGAUUUAGCAUUUUUAAAAGAUCGUGAAUGUUUCCUACGCGAUCAAAUAUUUAAAAGCGCCAGAUUUCCAGAUGAAGAGUUCAUUUUUCAAGUUUCACGACGCUGUCUUCGUAAUGUUUAUGUAUAUCGUGAGGACUUUAGCUUAUCAAAUCCUUAUCAACUUGUAGAUACAAUAUUGGUCAGCUAUGAUUCUGAUAAAGAUUCUCCUGAUAAACUACCUACAAUUAAGCAACAUAUCAAAAGAAACAAAACUCAGAAUUGUACAACUGAAGUUAUUCCUUUGAUGUACCGAUUUCCGCGCAGUUCUUUUGCUAUGAAUACGUCCAAGACCAAUAAAGGUGAUAAUUUCUCGUCUCAUGGUGACUUCUUUACUGAUAACAUUGUAGCAUCAAAUACAGACUUUUCAAAUAUUUUAAAUUCACCUGAUCAUCGUUACCGAGACCCUUUACUCCCACCCAAGAGCAGUACUGACCAUGUGAAUUAUUCGCAAUCAAAUUUUGUCAUGCAAUCUACGUUAGUGUUAAAAGCUUCGACACGUCAUUUUAUGUGGCGUUGGCUUGUUUUCUUUCUAUGCACUUAUUCAUGGCUCAUCCGUUCAUCGCAAUACUUUUUUGUCAUUAUCCCUUUCCAAUCAUGUGUCAGCUACGUGGUAUUGUUCAAGCCGACGUCAAUCUAUUACAUGUACAAAGUAGAUAAAAAUUCAGGUUAUGUAUAUCAUGACAAAGCAUAUUAUAAUCAUACUUUAAUCAGCUUUCUUCGUCAAAUGUGGACUACACUACGUAAAAAUAGGCAAAAUUUUGACCAUCAAUUGUUAUCAACUGGGAUUUUUCGAUGGUAUAUAAUACGACCAAUUCAUUGGAUCUGGACGUAUAUAAUUUGUGGUGUCUUGACAACCAUGGUUCUAAUAAUAUUUUGGCCUACACUAUGUAUUUUAUGCUCUACCACUUCAAUAGUAGUCGGUGUGCUAUCGAUACCUGUGAUACCAUUACUAUCAUUACUUGCACAUUUACUUGGUUUACUGUUUUGGAAUGCAUACACACCGGUUCUUGGUUCUAAUCGUCUACUACCAUUAUUCGAGAUUAUUAUUUACCAAUUCUUGUUAAAAUCGAUCGUGCAAUUUUUAGUCAGUGUACUGUGUGCAUUUAUAUUAUGCCCUAUAUGGUUCAUACUUCAUCUUUUAUUCACCGUAACCAAAUAUCUACUGUAUACUUUGUGGGAUGCUUUCGUAUUUCACUUCGUGUUCAAACUAGUCACUCGUAUACCAUGUCAAGAGAAUUGUUCUGUAAAACGUUCUAAUGAUCCUAAAACUGUGCGAAGCAUUUGCUUACUGGCUCGACCUGAAGACAUUUUGAUUAUACUUAAUGUGCAAUUAGAAUAUUUGGAACUGAAUUUAUGGAAAAGCCAAAUGGAAUCUAUGGCAAAGAAGCCUAUCACUGUAUACAACGAUUUUUUACAAUCAUUAUCUUCCCUACCUAUAUCUGUGUUAUCGGACAACACUGUCGCCGAUACAUUAAAUACCAAAACUCGAUGUUGGCUCAACCUAAUAGAAAAGAGUUAUAAUAGGCGUGCCAAAGCUCUUGAAGUUCAAUCCAAGUCGAAAUUCUUUCGACGCAUAAAGUUAUCUGAUCGAAAUUUAAAAUUAACUCUUGAUUUAGGCUCCGAGUUAACUAAAUGUUUCUAUGAAUUGCGGAUUCUGCCUCGUAUACAUUUAUUGGAACGACGUAUUGAUGAUUGGUGGUCAGAAUUUCAACUUGAUGAAAAUGAUUUCACUGGUCUAUGCAGUUAUUUGCUAAGAAAUGCAUUCGGUGAACAGAUUUUCAGCUGUAUUACAGAAAAGAAUAUUACCAUCCCAUUACAGACUCGUGAUGCUAGUCUUGGUCACCGAUUCCGUGAAUUGAUACUUUCGAAUUUAAGCAAACAAAUUUGUGGUUCUUCAGCACAUUCAGUACAUGGAAACGAGGUUCAGUCAGUUACUGUAGAAUCUGUUAACCAUUUGGAAGAAGAAUCCUGUGAUCUCAUUGAAUUAGAUAAUGAAGAUGAAUCUCUUUCAUUAGGAAGUGAUAGUUGCGCCUCUAAACGGGAAAGAUUAUCACAACGUUGUACAGUCAUAGCUGUUUCGAGCAAGCAGGAACAUAGUGACAAUAAUAUAAGUAAUUGUAAUAAUGUGGUUUCAAGUUCGAAUUUCCCAGUCGAUUCUCAUAAUUCAGUUACUGAAACAUCUUGUGAUCCAAAUAGUGUUUAUGUUUCGCCUAUCGUACACAGCACUGUGCAUUCAGGAGGAUAUGAACCCAAUCUGAUGAAGCCUUCAAUUAUUGAUCCGAUGUCUCUUAUUCACAUUGAUUUACCAAAUUUUCCUCUAUCAGUUUUUGCACCAAGAACAGUUCGAACUCUUCCAUCUCCUCUGAAAUCUUGUUCUAGACAAAACGUCCCAUCUGUUGAGAAAAGUACUCGCAAUCAUAACACAUCAAGUCAGUGUUCUUGUAUAUCACUAACAAAAACCUAUUUGGAGAGUGAUUUUCAUAAAUAUCUAGCUGAAACAUGGUCUGAUCAAUCGUUUGAUGAACUAAACUCCUUAGAGUCUGAUCCAUUAAUGCAGCACAAAGGAGCAAUGCAGUCUCAUCAUCAUAAGUAUUCAGCAGCUAAACGUCUGUUAUCCAGUUGGACAAUAUUGACUUCAGGCGACAAUGUUACUAAUGUGGACGAUAUUAGUACCAAUACAUGCGAUAAAGAUGAAAACCAGGAAUUACAUGAUAAAAUUCGUUCUUUGUUAAGACUUGGAAAUGAAGAAAAUCAAUGGUGUUAUUGCUGUGACCAUUUGUCUACAAGGAAUUCGGCUACCAUGUCUAAUAUUGACAAGUCUAUUUUUGCAUUUCAGAACGUUAUUCAGCAUAUGGCACGAGUUUAUCAUCCAUGUAUUAUCACACUGCUAAUGCAUUCAAGUCUGAUUUCUAUGGUGACCGGGAUACUAUUGAAAUGUGGAUAGAUCAAAUUUAUUUAUCUAUCAAUAUUUGGUAGACAGACCAGUUACAUCACUGCUUAGUUCGUUUCUAAUGUCAUGUUGAUCUGUAGUUUUUAAAUAAUAAACAAGUCAAAAGGUAUGAAAGGCAACUGAGUAUUUACACCGUAAAUGUGUUUAGAAGAUCGUGAAAACACUGUACUCGAUGUGAACCAUCCAUUGAUUCACAAACUGAUCCAUCAAAUCACUAGACCAAAAGCACAAAUGAAGUUAAUUAAAAAAAUUCAUGCUCACGAAAACAUUGUCGUGAGUGAUUUAACUGGUUAUUUGGAUUCUUCAUCUCAUAAAUCUGAUGGACAGUACGGUUGUUUACGUAGAAAUGAUGGUUCCAAUAUGAAUAGUAUGUCACUAGAUACCAUGAAUAAUGCAUCAAAUGAUAUUUUGCCUUAUUUUAAACAACCAAAACACUCUCAACAAUUUCUCAAGUCACCGAUCUCUACUAGUGGACUGAUACAUCAUCCUGAUUCAACCGCUCAUUAUAGAUGGUAUUCUAAUGUAAAUGUUAGUUUUACUAACCCUCAUUUUACUAAUAUCAGUAAUAAUGAUUGUAUUAAUAAUGUUAUGAAUCAGUCGUUGCAUUUUCAGCCAAACUGGUCAAAAAAUCACUCAUCACAUGAAGGAAUCUAUGAUUUUGCACAUUCACAACAAUAUUUUAUUCCUAUGAACGAAAUGGCUAAGAAAAGUAAUAAUAAUUAUGACAAUCAGAUCACUGUUAUUAAUGAUAAUAACUUACUUAAUGCUUAUAGCUAUAGAAAUUCAAAAUGCUUUUGGUCUGGUCUUGAGAUUCCAACGAAUAAUCAUGAGGAUAAAGAUUUUUCAGGUGGAACACCAACACCUAGUUUAUAUGGCACUGAAGAUGCAGCUACAACAGAUGAUUUAGACGAGACUGAAGAUAUCCUAUCCAUGUCAAGCAGUGUACAUCAUUCUGAAUUAGUUGAUAAUUUGCUUAAUAUAACUACACAGGAACAAGACAUUAUAAAUGACAUCAGCAAUCCAACUGCUACUCGUCCAUUGCGUUUACCUUUAGCUAUACCAGAAUUACUAACAAUAUCAGCAACUACGGCCGGUAGUGGAGAUACUCAAAGUCAAUUGGAAAGUGAAAUUAUUGAUGAUUGUUCUUCGUUUGGUUUAACAAGUUCACGGUUGUCGAAUCCUAGACAGUCAUUAUCCUUCACUAUUGAUCCAUUGCCAUGUAUUCAGUCAGUGCAAUCAAAAUCUAUUCAACUUGAAUCACAUGAAGUACUAAAAAUCCCAGCUACAGAAUGUGCAUGUAGUCCAGUUGGUAAUUCGAAUAUGUUUUUUGAUUCCAGCCCAGCUGAAACUGUGAUUAUUAAUGGAAUGUUUGGAACUAGUAAAUCCAGCAGUCACCUAUUACUUCAAGAUCAAGACAUACAGUCAAUUGAAGAAAAUAACUCAAAUUUCAGUUCUAAUAUUUAUUACGAUAACAAUGAACAACAUGAUACAAAAGACAUCAGUCAGAUUGAAUCGGAUUCAACCGUACUGAAUGAUCAAAUUAAGAUUUUUGAAAUGGAUAAUGUUGAUGAUGAGGAAUGUGUGGAUGUUGAGCAUAACACUUUGAAAACUGUGAUCAAAUUGUUCUGAAUUGACCAGUGAUCUGGGUUUCUCGUUUUCUUACAUAUGUUCUCCUUUGAAGUGAUUUUUUAGCAUAUAUUUAUUUAUACACUUUACGUGAAUACAACUUUCAAAGAAAUUAAUAUCCAUAUUCGUAGCCAGGACUAUGCGGCUCGAAAUUAUGAUUGUUUGUGUCAUCAUGAGUGUGUAACAGCUAACUGUUCAUUCCUACUGUUAUUAUUAUCGUUUAUAUAGUUUAUCUAAUUAGCAGUUCAAUUCUUUUAUUUAGCCCAAAAUAUAGUUACCUUAUAUCCUUUACAUCUUGUUUAAUUUUCAUAUGUGCUGUUUUUCUGAAUAUGAUAUAUUAUUGGGAAUCAACAUAUUUACACCUUCGUUUUUUUCCAAGAUUCCUUAUUACUGUUGUUGCUUAUUAACACUUUCCAUUUUUGUUCUCAUUACUUUCAUGUAAAUUCAGUUCCCUCUCCUUGUUCUCUUUCGCCCGCAUUUUUCGCUGUUGUGACUUCCCUUUUAUUCUUUAUAUCUCAGUCUAUGGUGGUUUUUUGCCUCUAUGAAUGAAAUGCUUCUCUUAUUCACUCCAUGAGAAAUACUAAUAGUUGCUCUUCAUUCUAUUUUUAUUUCGUUUAAAUAGUAUUAUGUUGGUUCAGUAAAAUAAAUUCCUUUAUUUCCUUGAUAACUGUCGAAUUCAUAAUAUAUUUUGUUAAUAGUGAAUUAGGUUUCAGUAGCGCUGUCUUU